Acanthosepion pharaonis is the source of this 465-nucleotide messenger RNA. The record is from the annotation of a GenBank genome assembly. Lineage: Eukaryota; Metazoa; Mollusca; Cephalopoda; Sepiida; Sepiidae.
AUGCGAAAGCCCGGACCGACACGUGACCCACUGAAAAUGACUCCAACGACCAGGGAAAAGGAAGGGGGAGGUGGCACAAAAAGUGGGGCGAUCCGGACAGAUAUCUACAAUUUCGUAGUUAUUUUUUCUUUCUUUUUCUCUUUCUUCUUCUUUUUCUUUAAACGUACAGUUCAUAAUCCUAUCGCUCUUUUUUUCUCACUCAGUCCACUCGGAUUAUAUACCAACGGAUCGAUUAUCUUCUAUCUAUCUAUCUAUCUAUCUAUCUAUCUAUCUAUCUAUCUAUCUCUCCCUCUCUCUCUCUCUAUAUAUAUAUAUAUAUAUGCUACUCUCUCUCUCUCUGUGCCUAUCUCUCAGUCUCCUCUCUCUCUCUCUCUCUCUCUCUAUCUCUCUCUUUCACUGCGAAGUUCGUUAUCUAUCUAUCUAUCUAUCUAUCUAUCUAUCUAUCUAUCUAUCUAUCCGAGAUAA